Molecule: messenger RNA, 7491 nt
Organism: Aquila chrysaetos chrysaetos
Lineage: Eukaryota; Metazoa; Chordata; Aves; Accipitriformes; Accipitridae
Gene: OTOF
Product: otoferlin
Exons: 52
Coding region: 151-6519 (2122 amino acids)
Biological process (GO): synaptic vesicle priming; plasma membrane organization
Cellular component (GO): presynaptic active zone membrane; synaptic vesicle membrane
Molecular function (GO): AP-2 adaptor complex binding; calcium ion binding
Source: RefSeq, a predicted model, not a curated record
CUCCGCGCACCGCCCCGCGCUUCGGAGCGCAGCUGGGAGCGCGGCACCGCGCAUCGCACCGCGCAUCCUACCGCGGCACCGGGCACUGCACCGCGGCCAGCCGGCACCGCUCCGCACCGCUCCGCACCGCUCCGCGCCUGGCCGCGCACCAUGGCUCUGCUGCUGCAGCUCCGCACCGUCUCCGGCCUCCGCGGCAAAGCCGACCGCAUCGCCAAAGCGGCUUUCCGAGGGCUCUCCUUCUACACCCGAGUGCUUGAAAACUGCGAGGACGAGGCCAGGUUUGAUGAGACCUUCCGCUGGCCAGUGGCAAGCAAUAUUGAUGGGAAUGAGAUCCUGGAGAUCCAGGUGUUCAACUACAGCAAAGUCUUCACCAACAGGCUUAUUGGCACUUUCCGGAUGGUCCUGCAAAAGGUGGUGGAGGAAGGGCAGGUAGAGGUGACGGACACGCUCAUAGACGACAAUAAUUCAGCCAUUCAGACCAGCAUCUCCAUAGAGAUCAGGUACCAGGCUCUGGACGGGACAGUGGGUGCGUGGAAUGACAAGGAGUUCUUGGAGACCCCCAGCGUGCACUCAGAAGGGGAUGGCAGGUACCCCUUAGAGACAGACAGCCUCCUCUCUGGCCACCGGCAGGGCUCAGACGUCUCUCCAGGCAAAUCCAACCAGCAGUCCGCAGAGAGGAGCUUCAGAAGGAUGGAAGAGGACGAGAUGUAUUACCACAGUGAAGAUGAACUUCUGGGAGAGGGGGACACCCUUAGCCAGGGAUCCCUCAACACGAGGCAUUGCCCCUGGAUUCCCAUUUCUUGGCUGCAGGAGAGCUGGUGGGGAGAAACGAUGGAGCAGCUGGAAAAGCAUCCUUGGAAAGGAUGCUCCAGAGGUGUGCUGGGAUCCAGGGUGGAGAAAGGGCCUUGGGUGGCUUUUCUUGCAGUGCAGUGCUGUAAGUUGUUGCCCACCGUGUGCCAGGAAGAGUUUGGAAGGAGCUGCAGCAAAGAGAAGUUCAGCGAAGACCCUGAAGAUCCCAGAGCUAAGGCUAAGGGGAAAGAGAAAAGACAUCUCAUGUUACCAUUCAGCAAAGGCAAAGAGAAGACGAAGGAGCACAAAGCUGGGAAAGGAGUUUUUUCAGCCAUGAAGCUUGGCAAGACGCGCCCUCCAAAGGAUGACCAUCGGAAACAAGAUGAACCUGCUGUUUUGGAGGCAGAAGACCUGGACCGAAAAGCCAUGAGACAGGGAGGCAGACUGGAGCCAGACACCAUCUCCUUGGCCUCCGUCACAGCUGUCACCACCAAUGUCUCGAACAAGAGGUCCAAGCCUGACAUCAAAAUGGAGCCGAGUGCUGGGAGGCCAAUGGAUUACCAGGUCAGCAUCACCAUCAUCGAGGCCCGGCAGCUUGUUGGGCUCAACAUGGACCCCGUGGUCUGCGUGGAGGUUGGAGAUGAAAAGAAAUACACAUCCAUGAAGGAAUCGACCAAUUGCCCUUACUACAAUGAGUACUUCGUCUUUGAUUUCCACGUCCCCCCAGAUGUCAUGUUCGACAAGAUCAUCAAGUUGUCCGUGAUCCACUCAAAAAACCUCUUGCGCAGUGGGACUUUGGUAGGGUCCUUCAAGAUGGACGUUGGAACUGUUUAUACCCAACCUGAGCACCAGUUCUACCACAAAUGGGCCAUCCUUUCUGACCCUGAGGAUCUCACCGCUGGGCUGAAAGGUUACCUGAAGUGUGACAUCGCCGUGGUAGGGAAAGGGGACAACAUCAAGACACCCCACAAAGCCAACGAGACAGAAGAGGACGAUAUUGAAGGGAACCUCCUCCUCCCAGACGGGGUCCCUCCGGAGAGGCAGUGGGCUCGUUUCUACAUCAAGAUCUAUCGAGCAGAGGGACUGCCCCGUAUGAACACCAGCAUCAUGGCCAAUGUGAAGAAGGCUCUCAUUGGGGAGAACAAGGACUUGGUAGACCCCUAUGUGCAGGUGGUCUUUGCAGGGCAGAAGGGGAAGACAUCCAUACAAAAAAGCAGCUAUGAGCCUCUCUGGAAUGAGCAAAUAGUCUUCACAGAAAUGUUCCCCCCAUUGUGCAAGCGGAUAAAGAUCCAGAUCCGAGACUCAGACAAAGUCAAUGAUGUGGCCAUCGGUACCCAUUUCAUUGAUUUGCGGAAGAUCUCUAACGAAGGAGACAAAGGCUUUCUGCCCACCUUUGGCCCCGCGUGGGUGAACAUGUACGGCUCCACUCGGAACUACACCCUGAUGGACGAGCACCAAGAGUUGAACGAGGGUCUGGGUGAAGGCGUCUCCUUCCGGGCCAGGCUUUUGAUGAGCCUUGCAGUGGAGAUCUUGGACACCAGCAACCCAGAGAUCAACAGCUCCACCGAGGUGCAAGUCGAGCAGGCCACAUCGAUUGCUGACAACUGCACUGGGAAGAUGGAGGAGUUCUUUCUCUUUGGAGCCUUCCUGGAAGCUACCAUGAUCGACAGGAAGAUUGGUGACAAACCCAUCAACUUCGAAGUCACAAUAGGUAACUACGGGAACCAGAUUGAUGGCAUGGCCAAACCCAUCCUACGGAGGAAGAAAGAGGGAGGGGAUGGUGAUGAGGAGGAGUCCGAGCUGCUCCAGAACUCAAGUGAGGAUGAAGGUGAUGAGGAUGGAGAGCUGGUCUCUGUUUCUUCAACUCAACCCGUGAAGCCCCUGGUCACAGACAGGAACUACUUCCACCUGCCAUACUUUGAGAAGAAGCCUUGCAUCUAUAUCAAGAGCUGGUGGCAGGACCAGCGCCGCAGAUUGUAUAAUGCCAACAUCAUGGACAAGAUUGCGGACAAGCUGGAGGAAGGGCUCAACGACGUGCAGGAAAUGAUCAAGACGGAGAAGCCGCACCCGGAGCGCCGGCUCCGAGGGGUCCUGGAGGAGCUGAGCAGUGGGUGCUUGCGCUUCGUGACGUUGGCUGACAAAGACCAGCACCACUCUUCCCGCACGAGGCUGGACCGGGAGAGACUCAAGUCCUGCAUGCGGGAGCUGGAGAACAUGGGGCAGCAAGCCACGACUCUGCGGUCACAGGUGAAGAAGAACACUGUGAAAGACAAGAUGAAGCUGGUGCAAAACUUCCUGCAGAAACUCCGGUUCUUGGCAGACGAGCCCCAGCACACUAUUCCUGACAUCUUCAUCUGGAUGAUGAGCAACAACAAGCGCAUUGCCUACGCCCGCGUCCCUUCCAAGGAUAUCCUCUACUCCAUUGUGGAUGAGGAGAUGGGCAAGGACUGCGCCAAAGUGAAGACCAUCUUCCUCAAGCUGCCUGGGAAGAGAGGUUUUGGACCUGCUGGCUGGACAGUUCAGGCCAAGAUGGAGAUGUACUUGUGGCUGGGUCUCAACAAACAGCGCAAAGACUUCUUGAGUGGCCUGCCCUGCGGCUUUGAGGAGAAGAAGACCACCAGAGGCCAAAACCUGCCAUCCUUCCCACCCAUCAGCCUCCUUUACACCAAGAAGCAGGUUUUCCAGCUGCGAGCCCACAUGUACCAAGCGAGGAGUUUAUUUGCAGCUGACAGCAGUGGCCUUUCAGACCCCUUUGCACGAGUCUUCUUCAUCUCCCAGAGCCAAUGCACCGAGGUUCUCAAUGAGACCCUUUGCCCAACCUGGGACCAGCUGCUGGUCUUUGACAAUGUGGAGCUGUAUGGAGAAGCCCAUGAGAUGCGGGAUGACCCUCCCAUAAUUGUCAUUGAGAUCUAUGACCAGGACACAGUGGGCAAAGCUGACUUCAUGGGCCGCACCUUUGCCAAACCGGUGGUGAAGAUGUCGGAUGAGCACUACUGCCCGCCGCGCUUCCCCCCGCAGCUGGAGUACUACCAGAUCUACCGGGGCAACUCCACCGCAGGUGACCUGCUGGCUGCCUUCGAGCUGCUCCAGAUUGGCCCUGGGGGCAAGUCAGACCUGCCCCCAAUCGAUGGACCCACAGACAUGGACCGGGGCCCCAUCCUGCCAGUGCCACUGGGGAUUCGGCCAGUGCUGAGUAAAUACAGAGUGGAGAUCUUGUUCUGGGGGCUCAGGGAUCUGAAGAGAGUGAACCUGGCCCAGGUGGACCGGCCCCGUGUGGACAUUGAGUGUGCUGGGAAGGGGGUCCAGUCAGCCCUAAUCCAGAACUACAAGAAAAACCCCAACUUCAGCACUUUGGUCAAGUGGUUUGAAGUGACCCUCCCAGAGAACGAGCUUCUCCAUCCACCCCUCAACAUCCGGGUGGUGGACUGCCGGGCUUUUGGGCGUUACACCCUGGUGGGGUCCCACGCUGUCAGCUCCCUCCGAAAGUUCAUCUACCGCCCACCAGAUAAGAAAGCCCAGCACUGGAAUAUGACAGGGGAGAUCGUUGUCAAUAUGGAACCUGAGGUUCCCAUCAAGAAGAUGGAGACGAUGGUGAAGCUGGAAGCUAACUCCGAUGCAGUGGUGAAGGUGGACGUGUCUGAGGAAGAGAAGGAGAAAAAGAAAAAGAAGAAGAAAGGAGGAGGAGGAGAGGAAGUAGAAGAGGAGGAGCCGGACGAGAGCAUGCUGGACUGGUGGUCCAAGUAUUUUGCUUCAAUUGAGACUAUGAAGGAGCAACUCCGGCAGCAAGAAGCGGCCGCAGCAGAAGCGGAGGAGAAGGAAGAAAUGGAGAUUGCAGAAGGCUCCAAGGGUCAGGCAAAGAACAAGGAGAAGUCCAAGGCACCCAAAGACGAUAAGAAGAAGAAGCAACAGUCAGCCCCCGAGCUUCCGGAGAAGAAGAACAAGCAGAAGAUUGACGAACUGAAGGUCUUCAACAAGGAGCUGGAAGCAGAGUUUGAUAACUUUGAGGACUGGCUGCACACCUUCAACCUGCUCCGUGGGAAGAUUGGGGACAACGAUGACAAUGCAACAGAAGAAGAGCGGAUAGUGGGAAGGUUCAAAGGCUCCAUGUGUGUCUACAAAGUGCCGCUCCCUGAUGAUAUCACCAAGGAGGCAGGAUACGACCCCAACUUCGGCAUGUUCCAGGGGAUCCCCAGCAACGACCCCAUCAAUGUGCUGGUCCGAGUCUAUAUUGUGCGGGCCACAGACCUUCACCCAGCUGACAUCAAUGGGAAAGCCGACCCCUAUAUUGCCAUCAAGCUGGGGAAGACAGACAUCAAAGACAAGGAGAACUACAUCUCCAAGCAGUUGAACCCUGUCUUUGGAAAAUCCUUUGACAUCGAGGCCACCUUCCCCAUGGAGUCCAUGCUGACAGUGGCGGUGUACGACUGGGACUUGGUGGGGACUGACGACCUCAUUGGAGAGACCAAGAUUGAUCUGGAGAACCGCUACUACAGCAAGCACCGAGCUACUUGUGGGGUGUCACAGACUUACUCCAUACAUGGUUAUAACACCUGGCGCGACCCCAUGAAGCCUUCCCAAAUCCUGUCCAAGCUGUGCAAAGAGGGCAAGGUGGAUGGGCCGCACUUUGGGCCAGGAGGAAGAGUGAAAGUUGCCAACAGGGUCUUCACCGGCCCCACGGAGAUUGAGGAUGAAAAUGGUCAGAAGAAGCAGACAGAUGAACACCUGGCCCUGACCGUGCUGCGCCACUGGGAGGACAUCCCACGGGCGGGCUGCAAGCUGGUUCCCGAGCACGUGGAGACGCGUCCGCUGCUGAACCCUGACAAGCCGGGCAUCGAGCAGGGUCGCCUGGAGAUGUGGGUGGACAUGUUCCCCAUGGACAUGCCAGCGCCUGGCCCUGCCACUGAUAUUUCCCCCAGGAAACCGAAGAAAUAUGAGCUUAGAGUGAUAGUGUGGAACACAGACGAGGUCAUCCUGGAGGACGAUGACUACUUCACUGGCGAGAAAUCCAGUGACAUUUUUGUCAGGGGGUGGCUGAAGGGUCAGCAGGAGGACAAGCAAGACACGGACGUCCAUUACCACUCGCUCACUGGUGAAGGCAACUUCAACUGGCGCUACAUCUUCCCCUUUGACUACCUGAUGGCGGAGGAGAAGAUCGUCAUCUCCAAGAAGGAGUCGAUGUUCUCCUGGGAUGAGACCGAGUACAAGAUCCCAGCUCGCCUCACCCUGCAGGUCUGGGAUGCUGACCACUUCUCUGCCGAUGAUUUCCUCGGGGCCAUCGAGCUGGACCUGAACCGCUUCCCCCGGGGAGCCAAGACAUCGAAACAGUGCAGCCUGGAGAUGGUGACGAACGAGGCAGAGCUGCCCAUGGUCUCCAUCUUCAAGCAGAAGCGGGUGAAGGGCUGGUGGCCAUUCGUGGCCAGAGAUGAGAAUGAUGAGCUGGAGGUCACCGGGAAAGUCGAGGCUGAACUGCACCUUCUGACAGCAGAGGAGGCAGAGAAAUCCCCCGCCGGGCUGGCUCGCAAUGAGCCUGAUCCACUGGAGAAACCCAACCGCCCGGACACGUCCUUCAUCUGGUUCUUGAACCCGCUCAAGUCCAUCAAAUACCUCAUCUGCACGCGCUACAAGUGGCUUAUCAUCAAAAUCGUGCUGGCCCUGUUGCUCCUCAUCAUGAUCGCCCUCUUCCUCUACAGCAUGCCAGGCUACAUGGUCAAGAAGCUGCUGGGAGCAUGAAGCAUGGGACCCUCCCCCAUGUCCCCAGCCCCGUGGCACAACCAUCCCCGGCCCCAUGCCCUUCUCCUCCCCGCAGCCUCUCAGCAGCUUCUGGGGACAUCUCUUCUUUUGCAUUCCUCCUCUGUGGGUCCCCUUCGUGGCUUUAGUCCCAGAGAAAUGGGGCUGGAGGAUGGCGUCGAUCCCGAGGCUGUGCAUCCCUCACCGGGGCACCCAGGCUGGGAGUCUCAGAGCCCUCCCAGGGAGCUCAGCCCCCGGCCCCAGGGGAAAGGGAGGGAGAGCUGGGGCCGGGGCCAUGGGAGCGCUCCCGAAAGGAAAGGCUCGUUGGAGGGACUUCAGGAACAAGGGUGAAGCAGGGACCUGGGACAGCUGGAGACACGCCAGCCCCACCAGCGUGGGGACGGCACCGAGCGGCCCCAACACCCGUCCCCGCUGCCAGCACUGUCCCUGCUCCACUCCUAGCUCUGGAGCUCACUGCAUCCCGGUGCAGGGACCCAUCCCACACGGGGGAACACCAGGCAUUGUGCCCCAGCAGCCGCCAAGGCCCGGCAGAGAGCCCUGGGGCUGUGCAAGGGGACGCCCUGCCCUUCCCUCCCCACAGCUCUGGCAGAGGCAGGGAAGUGUCCAGCAGCUCAAGCAUCUUCCUAAGGUUACCAACCCAGAGGUGGUGGUGGUGGCCGGACAUCCCUGGGGGCUCACAGGGAGCCAGGUUUUCUCACACAGCAUGAGCUCCCUGUGGCCUUAUUGAUUCUCGAUUUAUUUUGUGUGGAUUGGUAUAUACUGCGGCUGAAGACUUUCUUGCCAUGUAUAUUAGAGAAGGGCUCUUUUCACAGCUCACUGCAAAAUUCAGCUGUUGAAAAGCCACCUUUCUCAGCUUCAAGUGUGCAAGACCCUCACUGAAUAAUUGAAGAGAUCUCGGGGAUGUUUUUAGGACGCUACUGUUUUAAUCCGUCAAUAAAGGUUGGGUUUCCCUGA